AAUACACACAUGAGAAGGAGACACCAGACUGCAAGGCCAUAUACUAUUUGUAUGCUCAUUUGGCAAGGGGACCAGCCAGCUACAAACUUUUGGCAACUGGAAGAUGCCAUGAUCCGCAUCUUCACAGUACUGCUUUGUCUUGGACUGAGUCUGCUCUCCAGGAACCUGAGCUUGGCAGGAGGCUCCAAUAAGCCCAUGCUCAGAGCUACACCAAAGAAUGUGGUAGCCAUUGGGGAGCAAGUAACUAUAAUUUGUGAAGACUCACCAGAUGCCCUGGAAAUAUCUCUCUAUAAAGAAGGAAACCCAGAUUCCCAGAAACUAACAAUUCAUGGAGACACUGAUGAAAAGGUGUUUUUUGUCUCAUCCGUUGAAAGUCACAAUGCAGGCCAAUAUUGGUGUCACUAUACUGGCCCUCAUGGUGAACAAGAAGACAGUGACACCCUGGAGAUUGUUGUGACAGGAGUCUACACCAGGAAACUCAGACUUUCAUCGAAGCUCAGCUCUGUGGUGGACUCAGGGGUUGCUCUGACACUUCAGUGCUCCUCACAAGAAAAAUAUGACAGCUUCAUUCUGAUGAAGGAAGAUGUGAAAUUCUCCAGUCCUGUAGCCUCACAGAACACAAACACUGGUCUAUUCCAGGCCCAGUUCCAUGUGCCUCCUGUGACCUCCAACCAAAGAUGGAGGUUCACAUGCUAUGGCUAUUACCAGAACAGCUCCUAUCUGUGGUCAGUACCCAGUAACCACCUAGAACUGGUGAUCUCAGGAAGACUUCAGAAGCCCACCCUGAGAGCUGAUCCAAGCUCUAUGAUUAGCAGAGGGAAUUCUGUGACUAUCUGGUGCAAGGGAACUAGGCAAACCCAGAUAUACUUCCUGCAUAAAGAAGGAACCCCAGAUCCCUUGAAGCAACAGAUUCCUCAGGGGAUCCCUGACAGUGUCAAGUUCUCCAUCACAUCAGUUGAGAGGCAUCAUGCAGGGCUAUAUCGCUGCUACUGUUACAACUCUGCUGGGUGGUCAGAACGCAGUGAGGCCCUGGAGCUGAUGGUGACAGGAGUCUACACAAGCAAAGUCUCCUUGUCAGCCCAGCCCAGCCCUGUGGUGACCUCAGGAGGGUCUGUGACACUUCAGUGCUCCUCACAAGAGAAAUAUAACAGGUUCAUUUUAAUGAAGGAUGGACAGAAAUUCAUCUCGGAUUUACCCUCAAGGAAUACAUACACUGUUGUAUCCCAGGCCCUGUUCAUAGUGGGUCCUGUAACCCCAAACCAGAGAUGGAAGUUCAUAUGCUAUGGCUAUUAUGUGGACAACUCUCAGACAUGGUCAGUACCAAGUAACUAUCUAGAACUCCUGGUUUCAGGUGUCUACCAGGGUAAACCUAAUCUGUCAGCCUUGCCCAGCCCUGUGGUGAUGCCAGGUGGGAAAGUGACCCUACAGUGUGUCUCAUCAAAGCCAUUUGAUUGCUUGGUUAUAACUGGGGAAGAUCAGAAUUUCUCCAGCUCACCCAAUGCACAGUGCAUUCACACUGGACAGUCCAAGACUCUGUUUCUCAACAUCUCUGUGACAUCCAAUAUGCGUGGACCUUUUAGAUGUUAUGGAUACUACAAAAGUAGCCCAUACAUCUGGUCAGAGGCCAGUAACACUCUGGAGAUAUAUGUCUCAGCACCAGCACCAGAGACCAAGAGUGAUCAUACAGUGGAGAAUCUCCUGAGGAUAGGGAUGGCCAGUUUGGUACUUAUAGUCCUCGGAAUACUGGUGUUUGAGUCUUGUCAUGGCUCUAGACAUGUUCAUCACGCAAAAGGAAUGGGAAUGGGGGAUACAGCAAUGCAUCCUAUGUAGUGUCAUGGGCUAGACAAUAAAUAUGAGAAUUCUGGGUAGUUUUGUAAGAAAAUACAGUGCUCAUCUUGGAUAACUACUGUAGAAAACAUAUUUGGAAUAAGCAUUAAUUGAGUAAAGGGAAAUGCCUGGAUAUUGGGUGGAAAACUCUUCAUGCAUACAAUUGAAUUUAUUCCCUUACAUCUUUCUGUGGACAUUUCCUGAGGAGAUCUUCAUUCCUACUCACCUGCACCAUUGACCAGGGUUGGGCCCUCAUAUUUGUACAUAUUCUGCUUUGUCUUAUUAUCAUGUAAAACUUUGUAUUAUUUUAAAUUACAAUGUUCUUGCCCA
Messenger RNA from Mesocricetus auratus (golden hamster), 2157 nucleotides. Its product is annotated as leukocyte immunoglobulin-like receptor subfamily B member 3A. The coding region runs from base 10 to 1830 and encodes 606 amino acids. Gene Ontology annotation, molecular function: inhibitory MHC class I receptor activity. The transcript is spliced from 8 exons. NCBI's taxonomy places the organism in Eukaryota, Metazoa, Chordata, Mammalia, Rodentia, Cricetidae. Gene Ontology annotation, biological process: cytokine-mediated signaling pathway. The record is from RefSeq and is a predicted model, not a curated record.